GCUGGAAAGGCAUCAACUCCAACCUCCCUCACUGAGCAAGAACAGCAGAUGAACAAGGUGGAUAAACUGACCCUUCAGCUACAGAUGAUGACCAAUGAAAGGAAUGAACUCUCUAUAAUCCUGGCCAAUUUCACCAACAAUGAUUUGAACAACAGGCUGAAUUUUGAGCUGGAGAUGCUGAAUAUGGAGCAUAAAAAAGUGAUGUUGGACCUGGAGAAAUUCCCUAAAGAGAUUAGUGAGGCCUUGAACAAGUGCAAGGAGUUGACCCAGGAAACUCUCUCCUGCAGCAUCCUUCACAGCCAGCUCCUGAGUGAGUGGACUCAUCUGAAGGAAAAAGUGAGCAUCUUGAGAGAGGAGAACCGAAAGCUGAGGGGGGAGCAGAUUUCACUACAAGAGUCCUGUGAGGAGCUGAGGAGGUUCUGUGGGGAGGCCCAUGAGAAGAUCUAUGACCUCUGGGCCAAGGAAAAGCAGGUAGGCUGAGGUAUUGUGUGCAGGCUGCCCACCAUCUUUAAUCAUACAGAUGUGUAUCCACAUGCAAACACACACACACACAC
Messenger RNA from Peromyscus eremicus (cactus mouse), 554 nucleotides. Its product is annotated as disks large homolog 5-like. The transcript has 3 exons. NCBI's taxonomy places the organism in Eukaryota, Metazoa, Chordata, Mammalia, Rodentia, Cricetidae. The record is from RefSeq and is a predicted model, not a curated record. The coding region runs from base 49 to 480 and encodes 143 amino acids.